AUGACAUGUAAUCCAGCAUGGGAGGAAAUAGCAAAUGAAUUACUCCCACGUCAAACGUCACAAGAUCGACCAGAUUUGUAUACUCGAGUUUUCAGUGGAAAAUAUGAACAUCUAAAGAAAGAUAUUUACAAGAUCGGAGUUCUUGAUAAGGUCAUCGCUCAUGUGCAUGUCAUUGAGUUUCAAAAAAGAGGUUUGCCACAUUGUCACAUGGUUAUUGUUCUUGAUGAGAAUGACAAAUUGAACAUACCUAAUGAUUAUCAUCACAUUAUAUGGCUAGAAAUUUCCUGUAGAAAUGAAGAACCGAAGCUGUACAAUAUUGUUGUACUGAAACACGUGAUACAUGGACCAUGCGGAACUUUUAAUGAAAACUCUUCAUGUAUGAAAAAUGGUAGUUGCAAGAGAGGUUAUCCAAAACGGUUUUCUGAAUUUACAGUGUAA
This is a messenger RNA of Rosa rugosa (rugosa rose), 438 nucleotides long. RefSeq lists its product as uncharacterized. The coding region runs from base 1 to 438 and encodes 145 amino acids. NCBI's taxonomy places the organism in Eukaryota, Viridiplantae, Streptophyta, Magnoliopsida, Rosales, Rosaceae. The record is from RefSeq and is a predicted model, not a curated record. The transcript has a single exon.